This is a messenger RNA of Aegilops tauschii subsp. strangulata, 2927 nucleotides long. Its product is annotated as protein CHUP1, chloroplastic. Gene Ontology annotation, biological process: protein localization to cortical microtubule cytoskeleton. NCBI's taxonomy places the organism in Eukaryota, Viridiplantae, Streptophyta, Magnoliopsida, Poales, Poaceae. Gene Ontology annotation, cellular component: cortical microtubule. The record is from RefSeq and is a predicted model, not a curated record.
AAUCACGGAAGAUCCGUAAGAGACCACCACGCUCCACGUUUCCUUCCGCCAUCAAUCGGUUCAGCCACCCUCCCGCCAACGGCCGCCCUCCCAUUUACAUUUACAAUUAGUGCACAAGCAAGCUGAGACUGAAAUUUCGCCACGGAAGUAGUACUAGCAGUACUAGCGAGGAAUUGGCGAAUUUGCGAUCUGUGAAAGAACCGGCGAGAAAACGACGGAAUCCGAAUAAAUAAAGAAAGGCGACACGAGUGCCCCGCUACAAAGACGGGGACAUGUUCCGGCGUUUGGAAUCGGAAUUUGUCUUGCCUUGGGAGGAACAAGAACAAGCCAAGACAGAAACGGAACAAACGAGCCGUGCCACUUUGAGAGGAAGCUAAUUUUGUUGGCUUCUUCUUCUUCCUCCUCAGUCGUUUCGCUUUCUCGGCGGUUUCCGUUGGCUGCGAGCUAAAGCCGGAGCCUGCCACCCUAAUUUUAGCUCCUCCUUGUCCAAAUUGGAUGUUACCGGAGGGCGAAUCGUAGCCCGGUUCGGCUGUUUGGCUGGGUUUGGCUACACCCCUCCUCCUGGUCUGCUCGAUUCAGGCCAUGGAGAUAUGGCUGGCAAAGGUGCAGGGGGGUGGAGCUCGCCGUGUUUCUUGAUGCGGUUUCUGCAAGUUUCAGCCCCUCCUCGCAUCAAUCUUGGUCUAGAGCCCGAAAUUUUAAGUUCUAGUCACCAAAAUUAGAAAUUUGUUUGCCACCUUCUUGGCGAUCCUAGGACACUUGAGCCACUGAUUGGGUUCCCCUUGUUUCUGCCGUUCGCAUGCGGCAGGAUUCAGAUGUUCUUGGCAAGGUAGGUCAAGGGAAAGGGAGAUGCCCAAGGCAGGAGACUGUAGCGGCGGCGGCGGCGGCGGUGGCCGGAGGGACCUGCCUCUGCUUUUCCUCAGGGUGGGCGCUGCCAUCACGCUCUCCAUCGCUGGGCUCUUCUUCUCGCGGCUGCGGUGGCAGCACCGGCCUCGGCCCCGGCACCUCCUGCUCCCUCCUCCUUCAGAGCCGGAUGAUGCCCGUGGCAUGAAGGGUGGUGGUGGAGGGCUCAAGGAUGAGCUAAGGAUCCUCAAGAAUGAGGACACCAAGGCAAAAAUAAUCAAUGGGAACUCUGUGCACACAACCACUACCACUACAACAACCACCACCACUGCCUCGGUGUCACUUCCCCCAAAAUGCCGAAACAUUGAUGAUGAUGAUGAUGAUGAAGGAUUUCUCCUUCCAGAAUUCAAUGAAAUGGUUAUGGAAGAAUUUGGCGGAGACGUAGGCAAUAUCGCAAGCUCACCUGCAGCAAGAGUAAGGGAAGAUGCAUCUAAUGAGCAUGAAGUUUUCAAGCUCAGAGAUUUGGUUAGAUCUCUGCAAGAAAGGGAAAAGACCCUGGAGAUACAACUUUUGGAGUUGUAUGGUUUGCAGGAGCAAGGUGCUGCAGUUAGGGAGCUUGAGAACCAACUGAAGAUAAACAAUGUCGAGUCACAGCUAUACUCCUUGAAGAUCGAAUCCUUGCAAUCUGAAAAUCAGAGGUUACAAACACAGUUGUCUGAAACCUCAAAGUUAACUUCCCAGCUUGAGUUGACAAAAUCAAAAUGCAAGCUGUUGAAAAAGAAGUUGAGACAGGAUGCGGAACAAGCAAAGGAGAAAAUCACUUCCCUUCAGAACAUAGUUGAUUCCUUUCAGUGUAAGGAGAUUAUUGAGGGAGAAGUUGACGGUGAGGUUGAGAAGAAAUUAAAGAGGCUAGAGGAAUUGGAAAAUGAGGCAAGAGAGCUUAGAGCUGCAAAUUCAAGGCUGCAGCAGGAGAAUUCACACCUUAGUAGGCGAUUGGAGCUCACACGCCUACCGCCUGUACCCAAGUCCCACAAUAGCAUGGAGGUAAAAACAUCAGAACAAGCUGAUGGGUUGAAGCAAGAAAACGAGAAGUUAUCAAAAGAGGUUGAACAACUGCGGACUGACAGGUUUGCAGAUGUUGAGGAGCUGGUAUAUCUUAAAUGGAUCAAUGCUUGCCUGCGGCAUGAGCUGAAGAACAAGGGGACUCCUGGUCCUGGGGCACAAACUACAGCACAGGAUCUAAGCAACACUCUAAGCCCCAAAUCUGGACAGACAGCCAAGCAAUUGAUAAUGGAGUAUGCCAAUGUUGGUGCGGACGAGAGAAGUUUAAGCUCCAUAGAAUUUGGUUCAGAGUACGCUUCUUCAAGGGCAUCAUCAAGUGGCGAACCCGAUGACACAUCGAUCGAUAUGUCAUCAAUCACAACGCCCAGAAACCCGAAGAAGAAAGAGAAGAAGAAGUUUUUCUCUAAGCUACGGAAAUUGGUACUGGGAAAAGACAAGGAAAAGAACAAUUUCCCUACUUUGGAGAGGAGAGUGUCUAUUUCGAGCUGUUCCUUUGAUGACUUCACUGGAAGAGACUCGCAUGAUAGCUACUCUUCCUUCUUGACAGAAGGAGCCGUAUCUGCCAAUCAGCAGCAUGACGAUCGCAGCUGCGUUACGCCUUCUUUUGGCAGCCAAAGAUAUAGCACAGAAGCAGGAGAUGGAAGAUACCAGCGUCAUGGGGUAAAAAAGAAUGCAUCUUUCGGAUCCGGAAGAUUCAGUGAACAUGGUUCUCAGUUUGAUAGUGGUGAGGCCACAAUACCAGAAGAUGUCGAGAUCCACAAAUUCGCCGAGGCACUGAUUACAUCAAGGACAGGUUCUAUGUCAUCCAGAAGGACAUUAUCCUUCAGCUAACUGAUAAAACCCGUAGCUUAGGAGUCAUGUGAUGCUGACCAUCUGUCUGGAUGUAUAUUGUUACCAGAUCCUGAUGGUGAAGUGAUAGGAGAUGUUACUGGAAUGAAGUAUCCAAGACUUCAUUCUGUGUGAAAUGUACAAUCAUCUAUAAUAGUAUAGUGUAUUGACCUUUAAUCUCAAUCUUUGACAUUCAA